AUGUUUCGCUAUUUCUUAAUCCUCGUUAUUAUCCCGGCUAUUACUUCAUUACAAAUCGUCAAAAAAUGGCAAUUUGAAAGGGCGAACGAUUGGGAUGUGUGCGAAGUCGACUACGAUGAGAAGAAGCAAAUUCUGAAGCUAGAUUGUGUUAAUGAGAGAUGGGACCGAUAUCGGGAAUGUGUUUUUCCGAUAGCUUCUUAUGACGAGUGUUUGUGUCACAAAAUUGAAUGUAUUAAUGGGCUAUCUAGGCAAUUUGGACUCGUUUUUGAUGGCUACUACCAAAAAGCUCCUUCACCACUACGUUCUGCACCUGUGGAUACUACUAUAGAAAUCGAAAUUCCCAUCGAAGAUAUUUAUUUCGAGGACGCCGAGGAGCCUAGUGAAGCUGGUGGUGGGACGCAUGGGGCUGUAGCCAUUCUAUCUUACGUAUCGGCUACAAUAGCUUGGUUCGCGAGAAAUCGGGUGCAUAUUGGCAGUUUUUUGUGGUGCUCGACG
This is a messenger RNA of Mesorhabditis spiculigera, 495 nucleotides long. The record is from the annotation of a GenBank genome assembly. Lineage: Eukaryota; Metazoa; Nematoda; Chromadorea; Rhabditida; Rhabditidae.